AUGAAGGUUACCAGUUUCCUGUCCUCCGCCAUUUUCUUGGCUUCCCUCACCAUGGCCACUCCUGUGCCCGAGGAAUCUGCUGCCUUGGAAGAACGCCAGACUGCGAGCGGCUGCUACUACUUUGCUGCCCCACGAUGCUGUGUUCCGACAGUAUGCCAAUGUGUAAACGGUGCCAUCUAUCAAGUUAACCAGGAUAACGUCAACGCCGGUCGUCACGGCUGUGACCCCCCAUGGGGAUACAUCUCCGCGAACAACGCGCAGUUCCCUGGAUACUGCUGUUAA
This is a messenger RNA of Pestalotiopsis fici W106-1, 282 nucleotides long. RefSeq lists its product as uncharacterized. Lineage: Eukaryota; Fungi; Ascomycota; Sordariomycetes; Amphisphaeriales; Sporocadaceae. The record is from RefSeq and is a predicted model, not a curated record. The transcript has 3 exons. The coding region runs from base 1 to 282 and encodes 93 amino acids.